Colletes gigas is the source of this 2175-nucleotide messenger RNA. RefSeq names its product flap endonuclease GEN (gene Gen). Gene Ontology annotation, molecular function: 5'-flap endonuclease activity; four-way junction DNA binding. The transcript has 6 exons. NCBI's taxonomy places the organism in Eukaryota, Metazoa, Arthropoda, Insecta, Hymenoptera, Colletidae. Bases 1 to 2175 code for a protein of 724 amino acids. The record is from RefSeq and is a predicted model, not a curated record.
AUGGGGGUGAAGCAUCUUUGGAAUAUAUUGUCGCCUUUGUGCGAAAGGAAACCAAUGUUUGAACUUCAAGGGAAAACAAUAGCAAUUGACAUGAGUUGUUGGGUCGUGGAUAGCCAAAUGGUCACCGAUCACUCGGUUCAGCCGAAAAUGUAUCUUAGGAAUUUAUACUUUCGUACGUCGUUCCUUCUUCUACAAGGAAUAUUACCCGUAUUUGUAUUGGAAGGAGAAGCACCUAGCUUGAAACAUAAUACUAUUGUGAAAAGAAACGAUAUUCGGAACGGAUUUAGGGAAAGAAAAACUACUCGUAAAGGAGGGAGAUCACAGUUUAAUAGGAUCCUUAACGAAUGUAAAAAAUUGCUUAAAUAUAUGGGUUUAGCUUGCAUACAAGGACAUGGAGAGGCAGAAGCAAUGUGUGCAUAUUUAAACGAAGAUGGGCUUGUUGAUGGGUGCAUAAGUCAAGAUAGUGACUGUUUUUUAUACGGAGCAAAAGUAGUUUAUAAAAACUUUUGCAUGAGUGCACAAGGAAAUCGGGGAGGUACGGGUGGUGCUGUGGACGAAUACAAUAUAGAAAAAGUAAAUAAGCUGUUAAAUUUAGGGAGAAAUAAAAUGAUAGCAUUAGCAUUAUUAUGCGGAUGUGAUUACGAUGAUGGAUUAAACGGCGUUGGUAAAGAGGCGGCUAUGAAACUUUUUAAGAUUGUGAAUGAUGAAAACAUUCUUUCAUGCAUAAAAAGUUGGAGAACAGAUAAUAGUUUAGACCAGAAAGAAGCAGAAUUAUCGCUUCCAAAUAUAUGUUCAUCUUGUGGUCAUAGUGGGAGAGUUCAGAAUCAUACAAAAUUAGGUUGUGUAGACUGUGGUACUGAUAAAAAAUGUAAUGAUUCUUAUAGGGAGAAGAAAGCAUUGAUCUUAAAUGAAAUUGCUUUGAGGAAAAAGGCACUUCUUAGCAAAGGUUUUCCUAAUCAAGAACUGAUAGAUGAGUUUCUUGUUAGGAAAGGUCCUGUACCUACGAGAAUAGAUCUCCAAUGGAAACAACCAGAUACGUGUAAAUUAAUAGAUUUUAUGGAAAAACAUUUAUCAUGGGAGCCGCAGUAUGCAUUUGAAAAAGUAUUUCCUUUAGCAACAAGAUGGCAAUUAAUACAUAUUCCGAAUAUUUCUAUCGAGAAUCGCUUAUUAAAUUCUGAUUUAUUUAUUCCCGAAUGUAUAAAAAAAAUUCGGAAUAUUAGAUCUGUUGCUAGUUACGAAAUUAUUUGGCAAACUAAGCAUGAUGUGAUAGAAAAGUUGAAAGAGUAUAUUGCAUUAAACGAAGAAAAUAUUGAUAAUAAUGUGGAUUGUCUGUCCGAAUUAACAAGUAUCGAACCACAAAGCGCUGUACUGAAAUGUUAUCCAGAAUUAGUUGAGGUCUUUGAAAACGCAAAAAGUGCAAAAGCAAAGAAACGGACAGUUAAAAAAAAGGCACGAAAUGAUACAAAUUCUGAAAGUACUGAAAAAAACAAGACCGUAAAGAGACGACAGAAAAAAAUGAUCGAAAAGUCUGUUAACAUAGAAAAAAAUAAAAAGAUCGAUGAGUUCAUUUCCGUUCCCGAGCCUUUAUCGUUAGAAGAAUCUUUUGGAAGAAUGAGUAUCACGCCAAAGAGAUCUAAGAAGGUAGACAACCAAGAAAAGAAUCUAAUAGUAAAACGCGGUCCUCAGUUUGAUAAAGUUUUGCAAUCGGAGAAAGUAAACUCGAAACUAAAUAAUACAUUGGACAGAAUGUUUAAUGAACUUUCGCCGGACGAUUUUGUUAGCGAUAACGACGAUCAGGAUUUAAAUAUGACAAAAGUAAUUGAUAAUAUAUGUAGCGAAAGAAGAGUUUUUCAGUUUGAUAUGAAGGUAUAUAAAGAUGACAUUAAUUUAAAUGUAGAAGUUGAAGAUUUCAAUAUGGUUGAUACGGAAAUUGACGAUAAAACGACGUCCGACGAUUGCCGAAAAAGUAUAGUAAAUUCUGAUCAAUUCAAGGACGAAUUCGCUGACAUAAGUGAAUCUUAUGUGCCUAUCUAUCAAAGAUUAUUAACUCGUCAAGGUGAGAAAGAAUUACAAAUUUCUAUGGACGCGAAAGAAAGGUUUAGCCUUGGAUUUGAUAAUCUAAUGAACGAUACUGAUCCAGACACUGCAGAAUUUGAUUCUUCGCAUGCAACAUGA